ACCCUGUGACUUUUAUCAGCCAAUGAGGUUUGUUCCAUGUGCUCACCAGACUAUUUCAGCUCGCUCGCCUCCUUUAAGACUUUUCCACCAGGUUAUAGCGGUUGUUAUUGUUGAGGAUGGCUCGAGCUGGGAUUAUAUUCUUGAUUCUCUAUGAAAUAUGUUCUGCUGAAACUGUAGGAAAUACAGAACCGUCGGUUGUCUCAGUUAAAGUUGGAGAAUCGGUUACUCUAAACUGCACAUCUGCACUUAUAGAUAAGUCUGUAGCUGCAUACUGGUUUAAGUACAGACUGGAGCACAAACCACAGGAAGUGGGAUAUAGGCUCAAAGAAAAGAAGGAGUCUUAUAAUAAUUUUGAAAAAUUUGAGUUGAAGGAAGUUGGCAGUGGGGUUUCUCUCAGUAUUAAACAGGUUCAGAAACAAGAUGAAGGAAUGUACUUCUGUGGAUCGGUUGAACAGAACACUGUGACCUUUUCUACUGGAACUUUCUUAGCUGUGUCGGAUCCUUCAGACAUCUCAGUUCUCCAGACUCCAGCACUGCAGUCGGUUCCUCCAGGAGAAGCAGUGAAUCUUCAGUGUACGGUUCUCUCUGAGAUCAGAUCAGCAGAACUGAGAGUGUUCUGGAUCAGAUCUGCUGCAGGAUCAUCCUUUCCUGAAAUCAUCUUCACUCAUCACAACAGCAGCAGCAGCAGCAGCAGCCGUCAGUGUGAGAUCAGCUCUUCUAAACACAGCAGUGUGUACAACUUCUCCACCAACAUCCCCAACAACCACCAUGCUGCAACUUACUACUGCGCUGUGGAGACCUGUGGAAGGAUCAUCGUUGGAAACGGGACACCAGUAGAAAUAAAACAGUGGGACAGUUCUACACGUGUACUGGUAGUCGCUCUCGGGGUGUUUUCAGGAGUGUGUGUGGUUGUAAUCUGUGCUCAGGCCAUCAUCAUUUUGAAGCUGAAGAGAACCGGGCCAUGUGCUGGGAAACUUCAGCCGGGUGCUGUGGUGGAGAACGCUUUCAGUCAGCAGGACCAGAAUGCUGAUAGUCUGAAUUACGCUUCAGUUCAGUUUAAAGAGAAGAAACCUAAACGAGAAGAGAGACGGAGGAGAGAGGAACCGGAGGAACUGGUCUACUCUCAAGUCAGAUCCACCACUCACCGUCCAAAACAUUAGAUCUACUAGAGCUUAUUACAGUCUUUACAGACAGACAAAAAAGAUAGAUAGACAGGCAUACAGAUAUUAGAUAUUAGACAGAGCAACAUAUAUUAAGUAGAAUAAAAAAAAAACAUUGUACAGUAUUAAGAGUAAAUCUAUUACCAUAUUUACGUGCAGGUACACAUAUUGUGUUUGAAUUUAAAUUUAUUAUUUUUAUUUUAUUUUUCAGAUUUGUUUUAUGUGGCAUUUUUAAUUGUAUUCUCUUUUUCUGUUUGGCCUGUAAAUAGCCAUGUUUUCAUUAACUUUUAAC
Astyanax mexicanus (Mexican tetra) is the source of this 1452-nucleotide messenger RNA. RefSeq lists its product as uncharacterized. Gene Ontology annotation, biological process: response to bacterium. Bases 117 to 1160 code for a protein of 347 amino acids. NCBI's taxonomy places the organism in Eukaryota, Metazoa, Chordata, Actinopteri, Characiformes, Acestrorhamphidae. The record is from RefSeq and is a predicted model, not a curated record. The transcript is spliced from 6 exons.